Abrus precatorius (Indian licorice) is the source of this 2695-nucleotide messenger RNA. Its product is annotated as anthocyanidin 3-O-glucoside 2''-O-glucosyltransferase-like. The coding region runs from base 1237 to 2637 and encodes 466 amino acids. Gene Ontology annotation, molecular function: UDP-glycosyltransferase activity. The transcript has a single exon. NCBI's taxonomy places the organism in Eukaryota, Viridiplantae, Streptophyta, Magnoliopsida, Fabales, Fabaceae. The record is from RefSeq and is a predicted model, not a curated record.
AUCAAUAUCAAUUAAUUUAGUAUUUUAUAUUUUAAAAAUAUUACUUUAAUUUUCUAAAUUAUUAAGCGUUAAUCAAAUAAACUUUUAAAAUAUAUUCCCUAUCCGUAAAAUUAGCAAAUAGUGAUAAUUUUGAUUCCUUACAUUCUUAAAAUAAUAAUUAGUCCUUAAAAUUAUAAAAAAAUUGAUAUUGAUAAUUUUAAAAAACAGUUAUUUCUAAUAUAAUUUUAGAAAUUAAUUUAGUGUGAUAUUAAUUUAUUUUUCCUGUCUUCUUCUGUGCCCAUAUAAUCCAAUGAUAAUUUAAAGACUCCUUCUUUUUCAAAUAAUAAUGUGUUUUUCUCCAUAGUUGUCAUACUUUUUUUUUUUUAUUAAAUUAACAUUAUUUAAGUGAAAAGGAAGAAAAGAAAUAAAUUUGAUCUCUGUGCUUGAAUUUUCUGUGGAAGGGGCAGCUUUAAUUGGUAUUAUCGAUUUGAGGCUGAUUUUAAGUUUGGCAAACUGACUUGCCAACAUUACAUUUCUGAGAUUGCAGAAAAUAUAUAAAUAAAAAAUAAAGAAAUAAUUUUCUGAGAUUCUAAGGUUUUAAAAAUGAUUUUCUAUUUAAGAAAUAUUCCAUUUUAAACCAAAUAAUACUUUUGGUAACGAGAAUACUAAGGUUAACUAAUAUUUUAAUUGAAAAAUUAAUAUUAAUUUUUUUUAUUAAAGUUAUAGUAACAGUAUACUAAAAACUACAUAAAAAUAUUUUUAUAAUAUAUUUUAAUAAAAACUAUUUUUAAUUGCUUAAUCAAUAUUCUAAAGAUGCCAAUUAGCAUCUAUCUUUUUUAAAAUACAAACACUAUGUAAGUUACAAACACAGUGCAUAGAGUAAAAUAUAAAUUAUUAAAUUCAUUUUUUUAAAAUAAUUCACAAUAUUGUAAAGAUGUAUUAGGAAGAUUAAAAAAAAAUUGAAAUAAUAAUUAGAAGGCUGGGACAAAGGGGAAGACACUUAGACACGGGACACAACUCCUAAUUUUGUAUUUUCCAAAUAGGAACGCAAAUCGGGAAGAGUGGAACAGAGAAUCCGUGACUACAAGACUCCAAAUUAUCAAAGCACAAUGGAAAAGUUGUAUAUCCAAAUUAUCAAAUCGGCGAUACAUGCAACGUGUUCUGCAAGAUAACCCUCAUGACCACCUAUAUACUUCGUGUGUGUGUAUAUAUAUAUGCUUCACUUGAAUCGCAAAACAGCAAAUAAUUGAAGCAGCCAUGGAUACCACAAGUGCUACUACUCUGCACAUAGCAAUGUUUCCAUGGUUUGCUAUGGGACACCUAGUCCCACAUCUUCGCCUCUCUAACAAGUUAGCACAGAGAGGGCACAAAAUCUCCUUCAUCAUACCCAAAGGAACACAAACCAAACUACAACAUUCCAAUCUUCACCCACACCUUAUCACUUUUGUUCCCAUAACCGUUCCACACGUUGAUGGUCUUCCACACAAUGCUGAACUCACUUCAGACUUGCCCUUUUCUUUAUAUCCACUCCUUGCCACAGCUUUGGAUCGUACAGAGAAGGACAUUGAACUUCUCCUAAGAGAGAUUAAGCCACAAAUUGUUUUCUUUGAUUUUCAGUAUUGGCUACCGAACCUAACUUGCAGCCUAGGCAUCAAGAGUGUCCUAUAUGCUAUAUCUUCUCCAUUAACAUCAGCUUACCUUGGAUAUGGAUCGAGAAAAAGCCAAGGAAUAGAUUUAACUGAAGAAGAUAUCAUGAAACCGCCUCCGGGGUUCCCUGAUUCAUCAUUCAUCAAGUUUCAUGCACAUGAACUUCGAUUUAUCGCUGGUGCUAGGAAAAUUGUGUUUGGAAGUGGUGUCUUACUGUACAAACGGUUUUAUACUGGUUUAACUUCAUCAGAUGCAAUUGCAUACAAAGGUUGUAGAGAAAUUGAUGGGCCAUAUGCUGAUUAUAAUGAAACUGUGUAUGGGAAGCCUGUUCUACUUUCAGGGCCUCUUUUACCUGAGCCACUAAAGUCUACUUUAGAGGAUAAAUGGGUUGCAUGGUUUGGAGGAUUCAAAGCUGGUUCUGUAAUUUUUUGUGCUUAUGGAAGUGAAAGCCCGUUACCACAAAAUGAAUUUCAAGAAUUGUUGCUUGGUCUUGAACUAACUGGUUUUCCAUUUCUUGCAGCACUUAAGCCCCCUGAAGGAUUUGAGUCUAUUGAAGAAGCUUUGCCCAAGGGGUUCAAAGAAAGGGUUGAAGGAAGAGGGAUUGCAUAUGGAGGUUGGGUGCAACAACAACUGAUUCUAGGACACCCUUCUGUUGGGUGCUUUAUAACACACUGUGGGUCUGCUUCUACCACUGAGGGACUGGUGAGUGAGUGCCAGUUAGUGCUAUUGCCACGCUUAGGUACUGAUCAUAUCAUGAAUGCACGAAUGAUGAGUGCAAAGUUGAAGGUUGGGGUGGAAGUGGAGAAAGGUGAAGAAGAUGGUUUGUUCACUAAAGAAAGUGUGUGCAAAGCUGUGAAAAUUGUGAUGGAUGAAGGGAGUGAACUCGGGAAAGAAGUGAGAGCAAAUCAUGCAAAAUUUAGAAAUUUCUUGCUUAGAGACAAUUUAGAGUCCUCUUGUGUUGAUGUUUUAUGUCAAAAGCUUCACGAUUUGGUGCAAGUUCCGAGUGCCUAAGUCGAUCGAUGACAACAAAUGUAUUUCAGUUGUUUUUAAAUAAAUGAACCGAAUGAGU